This is a messenger RNA of Ostertagia ostertagi, 687 nucleotides long. The record is from the annotation of a GenBank genome assembly. Lineage: Eukaryota; Metazoa; Nematoda; Chromadorea; Rhabditida; Trichostrongylidae.
AUGAGUACGCUUCAAGAUCGGCUUCGGGAGCUGGGGGAGGAUCUGCCACGCGGAUGGCGUGCGGACCUUGCGCGCUAUUGCGGUGUAGCCGCUGCAUCCGUCUCGGACUGGACUACCGGGCAGACCAAAAAAUUGCGCGGAGACAUGCUUCUCAAGGUCGCUGAAUUUUUUAAGGUUAAUCCCCGCUGGCUUAACGAUGGGAAGGGUCCCAAGUACCUAAAAGACAAUGUCGAAUGGUCGGGCUCUGACAACCUGGAAAAAACUGAUCACAGAGGAAAAGUUCCAUUGAUUUCAUGGGUUACGGCUGGUCUAUUGGGUGAGGUAGCUGAUAACUUUCACCCGGGCGAAGCCGACGAGUGGAUAGAGAUUUACGACACUCGACCUGGCCCCAGUAGCUUUGCCCUGCGUGUCACCGGUGACAGCAUGACAAGCCCAUUUCCAGGGGAAAUUUCUUUUCCCGAUGGGUCCGUGAUUGUGGUCAACCCCGAUCUUUCAUCCGACGCCGGCCACUUCGUCGUGGCCAAAGAUGUCAGCACACAAAAAGCUACCUUUAAAAAACUGGUGUCCGACGGGGGAAGGUGGUUUCUCAAGCCCCUGAAUCCAGCCUAUCCGCUGGUUGAGAUUGACGACCCUGCAAUGCGCGUGAUUGGGCGCGUUACCGAAUACCAAAUCAGGGGCCGCGUGUAG